GGAAUCUACGCCGCGAAUGGAGCGACCAGAAGUGUCAAUCCGGAAAACGGUUUUCGAACUUUUUUCGAACACGCCGGUGCCCAUGUUCGGACCAGAGUCGGACUACUGGCAAACUAACGUCGUUCACGCGACGAUCAGCUGGGAAGCUUUCUACCAAGAGCAGUAUCUGCGAAAGGUCACGGCGGCCACGCGUGGAGACAGCUCGGGAACUAGCAACUUCCAGUCCGAUAUUGAUUUCCUUCACACGGUAUCAAUCGCAAAUAUGCCAGGGCCCUCUGGAAGAUUCAUUGCGAGAUUUGUAUAUGAAUUUCGCGAACCACACACAUCGUCUGGAAAAAUGCGCACAGAGAGAAAUCCCCCUCGUUCGUCUAACAAGCAGUUGGCAGCUUUUGGUGCUCAUGCAACGCAGAUUUUUUUGUGAUGGAGAUUUCGCAUCACAAGUUGCAAUUUUCCAGAGGACGCAGACAUAUUUGCAACGCAUACACGGUUGCGAAAUUCACGGAAGCUGCAGUGGUUGCGGCUAAUGCGUUGGGGGACGAGUUUGUGUACAACAAGAAAUUACAUCAGGCGAAUACGUCUUAUGCGCAGGGCGCAUCGCAGACCAGAUCUCUGAUGCAGAAUUACAAAUCGGAGUGGAACCGGAUGAGCAACAAGGCCACCGGGCUCGCCAUGUUUGAAGACGAUAUCACGUUCACGGGCAGGUAUGCUGUGCAAAAUCGUCCACGCACAAAAAUUUGCUUAUCCACGCCAUGGGAAAUUUUACGGCCCUAUGACGUGCUGCUGUGCCAGUAAAGUUUCUCGCUCUCGAAGUGCAAUCAGUGCAGUGCAAUAGCUUAGUGAUGCGGCCAGCGGAAUUAGUAAGCGUGACUAGGCUGAGGAUCCAACUUUGUUAUACGUGGGCACUCGUCUCUGGUGAGUAUGAUGAUGAUCGCAGAGUUCCCUAUAUGAAGUAGCUGUCAGGGCGUUUUUCCACAGCACAAGAGGGGCUUGGUUCUCAUAGUCGUCUUACGAGUUGUAAAUAUGUCAGGAGGCUGGGGGAAGUAAGAUCAAGGCUGUUUAUCUUUAUCCAUGUUGCAUGAAGAUAAUAGUUAGUCACGCUGCGCAACAUAUGAAUGGCCUUCGCCACGCCGCAAACAAACAAGCCAGCAAAGGCUGGGAUAGCCUACCCAAGGCUGCUGCAUUUCCUCCGCCCCGACGCAAAUAAACAAGCCAGAAAGGAAUGGGAAAGCCUACGCAGGGCCGUCGACCUGCUUUGGGGGCGCUGGUUGUCCGCAUUCCCUUCGCCUCGCCGCAAACAAACAGGCCGGCAAAGGUUGGAGAAGCCUACUCCGGGCCGCUGCUCUGGCUGGGGCGCGUUGGCUUUUCACCUUCGUACCCCCUUCGCCCCGCCGCAAACAAGCAGGCCGGCAAAGUAAGGGUGGGGAAGCGUAUUAAAGGGAGGCCGCUGCCCUGGUUUGGGGGCGCUGGGGACAUGCCGCGGGAAGAGAUCGAGAAUCCUCCCCGGAAGAGUUGGAGAAAUCUCGCCGAAAGAGAUCGAGAAACCUCGCCGGAAGAGAUCGAGACACGACGCGCGAAGAGCUCGAGAACUCUCGCCGGAAGCGAUCGAGUGAUCGAGUGAGAAAUCUCGCCGGAAGAGAUCCAGCAAUCUCGCCGGAAGAGAUCGAGAAAUCUCGCCGGAAGAGAUCGAGACACGACGAGGGAAGAGAUCGAGAGUUCUCGCCGAAAGAGGUGGAGCAAGGUCGCCGGAGGAGAUCGAGAAUUCUCGCCGGAAGAGAUCGAGAAAUCUCGCCGGAAGAGAUCGAGACAUGACGCGGGAAGAGAUCGAGAAUUCUCGCCGGAAGAGAUCGAGAAAUCUCGCCGGAAGAGAUCGAGACAUGACGCGGGAAGAGAUCGAGAAUUCUCGCCGGAAGAGAUCGAGAAAUCUCGCCGGAAGAGAUCGAGACAUGACGCGGGAAGAGAUCGAGAAUUCUCGCCGGAAGAGAUCGAGAAAUCUCGCCGGAAGAGAUCGAGACAUGACGCGGGAAGAGAUCGAGAAUUCUCGCCGGAAGAGAUCGAGAAAUCUCGCCGGAAGAGAUCGAGACAUGACGCGGGAAGAGAUCGAGAAUUCUCGCCGGAAGAGAUCGAGAAAUCUCGCCGGAAGAGAUCGAGACAUGACGCGGGAAGAGAUCGAGAAUUCUCGCCGGAAGAGAUCGAGAAAUCUCGCCGGAAGAGAUCGAGACAUGACGCGGGAAGAGAUCGAGAAUUCUCGCCGGAAGAGAUCGAGAAAUCUCGCCGGAAGAGAUCGAGACAUGACGCGGGAAGAGAUCGAGAAUUCUCGCCGGAAGAGAUCGAGAAAUCUCGCCGGAAGAGAUCGAGACAUGACGCGGGAAGAGAUCGAGAAUUCUCGCCGGAAGAGAUCGAGAAAUCUCGCCGGAAGAGAUCGAGACAUGACGCGGGAAGAGAUCGAGAAUUCUCGCCGGAAGAGAUCGAGAAAUCUCGCCGGAAGAGAUCGAGACAUGACGCGGGAAGAGAUCGAGAAUUCUCGCCGGAAGAGAUCGAGAAAUCUCGCCGGAAGAGAUCGAGACAUGACGCGGGAAGAGAUCGAGAAUUCUCGCCGGAAGAGAUCGAGAAAUCUCGCCGGAAGAGAUCGAGACAUGACGCGGGAAGAGAUCGAGAAUUCUCGCCGGAAGAGAUCGAGAAAUCUCGCCGGAAGAGAUCGAGACAUGACGCGGGAAGAGAUCGAGAAUUCUCGCCGGAAGAGAUCGAGAAAUCUCGCCGGAAGAGAUCGAGACAUGACGCGGGAAGAGAUCGAGAAUUCUCGCCGGAAGAGAUCGAGAAAUCUCGCCGGAAGAGAUCGAGACAUGACGCGGGAAGAGAUCGAGAAUUCUCGCCGGAAGAGAUCGAGAAAUCUCGCCGGAAGAGAUCGAGACAUGACGCGGGAAGAGAUCGAGAAUUCUCGCCGGAAGAGAUCGAGAAAUCUCGCCGGAAGAGAUCGAGACAUGACGCGGGAAGAGAUCGAGAAUUCUCGCCGGAAGAGAUCGAGAAAUCUCGCCGGAAGAGAUCGAGACAUGACGCGGGAAGAGAUCGAGAAUUCUCGCCGGAAGAGAUCGAGAAAUCUCGCCGGAAGAGAUCGAGACAUGACGCGGGAAGAGAUCGAGAAUUCUCGCCGGAAGAGAUCGAGAAAUCUCGCCGGAAGAGAUCGAGACAUGACGCGGGAAGAGAUCGAGAAUUCUCGCCGGAAGAGAUCGAGAAAUCUCGCCGGAAGAGAUCGAGACAUGACGCGGGAAGAGAUCGAGAAUUCUCGCCGGAAGAGAUCGAGAAAUCUCGCCGGAAGAGAUCGAGACAUGACGCGGGAAGAGAUCGAGAAUUCUCGCCGGAAGAGAUCGAGAAAUCUCGCCGGAAGAGAUCGAGACAUGACGCGGGAAGAGAUCGAGAAUUCUCGCCGGAAGAGAUCGAGAAAUCUCGCCGGAAGAGAUCGAGACAUGACGCGGGAAGAGAUCGAGAAUUCUCGCCGGAAGAGAUCGAGAAAUCUCGCCGGAAGAGAUCGAGACAUGACGCGGGAAGAGAUCGAGAAUUCUCGCCGGAAGAGAUCGAGAAAUCUCGCCGGAAGAGAUCGAGACAUGACGCGGGAAGAGAUCGAGAAUUCUCGCCGGAAGAGAUCGAGAAAUCUCGCCGGAAGAGAUCGAGACAUGACGCGGGAAGAGAUCGAGAAUUCUCGCCGGAAGAGAUCGAGAAAUCUCGCCGGAAGAGAUCGAGACAUGACGCGGGAAGAGAUCGAGAAUUCUCGCCGGAAGAGAUCGAGAAAUCUCGCCGGAAGAGAUCGAGACAUGACGCGGGAAGAGAUCGAGAAUUCUCGCCGGAAGAGAUCGAGAAAUCUCGCCGGAAGAGAUCGAGACAUGACGCGGGAAGAGAUCGAGAAUUCUCGCCGGAAGAGAUCGAGAAAUCUCGCCGGAAGAGAUCGAGACAUGACGCGGGAAGAGAUCGAGAAUUCUCGCCGGAAGAGAUCGAGAAAUCUCGCCGGAAGAGAUCGAGACAUGACGCGGGAAGAGAUCGAGAAUUCUCGCCGGAAGAGAUCGAGAAAUCUCGCCGGAAGAGAUCGAGACAUGACGCGGGAAGAGAUCGAGAAUUCUCGCCGGAAGAGAUCGAGAAAUCUCGCCGGAAGAGAUCGAGACAUGACGCGGGAAGAGAUCGAGAAUUCUCGCCGGAAGAGAUCGAGAAAUCUCGCCGGAAGAGAUCGAGACAUGACGCGGGAAGAGAUCGAGAAUUCUCGCCGGAAGAGAUCGAGAAAUCUCGCCGGAAGAGAUCGAGACAUGACGCGGGAAGAGAUCGAGAAUUCUCGCCGGAAGAGAUCGAGAAAUCUCGCCGGAAGAGAUCGAGACAUGACGCGGGAAGAGAUCGAGAAUUCUCGCCGGAAGAGAUCGAGAAAUCUCGCCGGAAGAGAUCGAGACAUGACGCGGGAAGAGAUCGAGAAUUCUCGCCGGAAGAGAUCGAGAAAUCUCGCCGGAAGAGAUCGAGACAUGACGCGGGAAGAGAUCGAGAAUUCUCGCCGGAAGAGAUCGAGAAAUCUCGCCGGAAGAGAUCGAGACAUGACGCGGGAAGAGAUCGAGAAUUCUCGCCGGAAGAGAUCGAGAAAUCUCGCCGGAAGAGAUCGAGACAUGACGCGGGAAGAGAUCGAGAAUUCUCGCCGGAAGAGAUCGAGAAAUCUCGCCGGAAGAGAUCGAGACAUGACGCGGGAAGAGAUCGAGAAUUCUCGCCGGAAGAGAUCGAGAAAUCUCGCCGGAAGAGAUCGAGACAUGACGCGGGAAGAGAUCGAGAAUUCUCGCCGGAAGAGAUCGAGAAAUCUCGCCGGAAGAGAUCGAGACAUGACGCGGGAAGAGAUCGAGAAUUCUCGCCGGAAGAGAUCGAGAAAUCUCGCCGGAAGAGAUCGAGACAUGACGCGGGAAGAGAUGGAGGCAGAGCGCCGGAAGAGAUCGAGAAAGGGCGCGGGAAGAGCUCGAGGACUCUCGCCGGAAGAUAUGGAGCAAGCAAGGUCGCCGGGAGAGAUCGAGAAACCUCGCCAAGGGAGCCCGAGAACUCUCGCGGGAAGAGAUCGGAAGACCUCGCCUGAAGAGGCCGAGACAUGACGCGGGAGGAGGUCGAGAACCUCCGCCGGAAAAUAUGGAGCAAGGCCGCCGGAGGAUGUCGAUAAACCGCGCCGGAGACGCGGGGGGGGGGGGGGCGGACCUCGUCCGCUAGCACCGAGCCGGGCCAAUUUUUGGUGCCUAGGUAGGGCACGUAGGCCGACUGCAUCCUUCGCGCCGGUGUCCGGUCUGUGUAAUCUGUGGCGCUCCUCGCUCCCGUGUGUCUCUGAGCUAUCCCCCCGGCGGUGGCGCGGGUUCAGAUCCUCGCCCUUUCCUUUUCCAAGAACAGACACAGCGCGGAUUCUUUUUUUUCUUCUGAAGGUUGUGCUCCCGUGGCGUAAGCCUUGGCCCAUAGCAGUGUCAAUUGAACAACGAGCAAUGCGGAAGCGCAAGAGCUGAGGAGCCAAGGGAGGCACUGGAAAGCAGUCCGGGGAAGUUCCUCAGGCUGCGGCGCCCCCAUCCCGGACCAGCCGGAUUUGAGCCAGGACGCAUUUAGUGCGUGACGUGCGUCCAAAAACAAACAGUGGAGCGCUGUGCCCGUGCGUCGACUUUUGAAAAGUGAAAACCCGCGCCCUCAUGCGGUUACUCUUGCGGCCGAAGUUUGUUCUUGCCGAGUGACCAGAAACCAAAGAGCCGCCUGCUUGUGUCUAUCUCGUCUCUUUUCAUUCCUCGCCGGGAGAAGCGUGGCCGUUGGUUCGUAUUUCCCAAACCAAGGACCCCUACCCGCGGAGCGCGUUGGGGCGGGAGUUACAACCACAAAAACCCCUGCCGGGCUUGGCCGGGCCGAUUGUUGAGGCGCGGAAGAGGGCGCCCCCCGCGGGCCAUGCAACAAGCGAAGCCCUCGCCCAGGCGGGCCCGUUUUCGACGUUCGGGGCAGGCCGCUAGCGGUUAUGCAAAUGCCCCGGCCAGCCUGGCAACCAUUCAAAAAACCAUGGCCGGCGCGGUCCUUGUAUCAGUCGAAAGCCCCCCGGCCCUGGCAUAUUUGAAAAGCAUACUCCAAGGGCAGCAAGCAGCAGGGCAUUACGGAGCAGGAAGCGAGGAGAAGGUACGGCCACGAAGUGAAAACCCAUCAAUUUCUGAACGAGCUGAUCGCAAAGUGUGAGUGCGAAACUCUCGUUCCGACCUUGUGUUGCAACGUCUACACGAGCGGGCAGGUGCUAGUCCACGUGCGCCCGAAACCGGAGUUGCCGCAAGUGUUACUCGUUCCCUUCCCGAUCCCUCGGAAUGCGGGCAGUUCUGCGCAGCUUGUAAUGCAGGAGGUGAAAAGGAUAUCGCAAGAAAAAACAGUUUCACUGUAGACUUGUAAUGCAGAAAAUGUAUCUGAGAAGUGUUGGUCUUGUUACACAUGCAAGACAGUGGAUUUUUCGGCGUCUUUUCCCUUGGGAAUCUCGCAUGGCAAAUUUCCUCUGUGAUGUAGAGCAAACUUGUGAUGCAAAACUUGCAAAAUCCUUACAGUGGAACACUUUUUUCGUGCGAUAAAGGAUCGAAGACAAGAUUUUCGCAGAAACUACCGACGCUGACGACGAACAAGGUUUCCGCCUCCUUUAUCAAAUGCAAAAAUGUCUGGGUCUGGAAAAAUGCAAGAUUUGUGAUGCAGGUUUUCCACGUUUCAUGAGGUCUGGAAUGCGAGACCCAGCAUGACAGAUUCUUUGAGGUCUCUAGCAUGCCUUUCCUGCAUGAGAAAGAAACUCCCUCCCAACUUGGUCAAAAGCGGACAGCUUUUGGUACUCACGCAACACAGAUUUUUGCAUCAUUCAGAUUUAGCAUGACAAGUUCUAAUCUUCCAGACCCAGACAUUUUUACAUUUGAUAUCCUUGCCGACCUAACUGGUAAGAACACAGCGGCAAAUAAAACCGGGGAAAAGAUCCGGCAACCCUGUCUGGUCCGUACCAGAAAUACCUCGAGCCCCGGGGCAGAAGCGCAAGGCCCCGGUGGUGCUUUUUCCGCAUUACAGUUUCACACGGUCGGAAUGCUCUUUCCCCGUGACGCGAGUUCAGCCUCACUUUGGGACCGUCUGCGACCAGAGCUGUUCUUGAGCGGCGGAUAUCCUGAGAAAAAACUGUUUCACUGUGAACCUGUGAUGCAGAAAAUGAAACACAAAACUAUUUGUCUUGCUACACAUGCAAGGCAUUGGGUUUUUCGGCCUGUUUUUCCUUGGGAAGUGCGCAUGACAAAUUUUCAGUGUCUUGUGCAACAAACUUGUGAUGCAGAUCAUGCAAAAUCAUCACAGUGAAACAGUUUUUUCGUGGGAUAGUGGAAAUUUAGCAAGUACUGCUGGUGGUGGAACAUCACUGGCAAGUGGUGGCGAGGACGCAACGGCGCAGCAGAAGUUUAUCAACUGUAAAAGUGUCUGGGUCUGGAAGAGUUGGAACUUGUGAUGCAAACUCUGGAACACGCAAAACCUUGUGUUGCAUGAGCGCCAAAACCUGUCCACUUCUUGGUCCGCAGGUAGGAAGUUUCUCACGCGGGACAAGCAUCAUGAGGCGUGCUCAAAACCUGUGAUGCUUUUGCCUGCAUCAGACGCCAUUUGCGUGAUCCGAAAUAUGCAUGACAAAUCUCGUAAUCUUCCAGACCCAGACAUUUUUACAGUUGAUAAAGUUCUUGCAGAACCCAUACGAGGUGCGGGUCAAUGAGGAGGCGAGGCGACUCUCUGGCAUCGUCCGGACACGGUUACUCGCGGAAGCCGCAGAGUACCUUGACAGAAUGUGCGGCGGCGAGUUCGCGGUGCAAGAGGAUGGUAGUGCUGGUGCUGGAAAAAUACCAUUACAGAUCACCUGCUCUGCGACGCUGACCAGGUUUCUGCACGCCAGGGGCGUGAAUUGCCGCUAUAUCGGGCAGCUUUGUGGCGUCUGCAAAGAGCAGCACAGCUAUGAACUGCAAAAGUAUUGUAGUUGUACUCGUAUAAAUGCAUGACGAUGACAAAUCUUCUCAGCAUGAGAAAUGAAAUUUGUAAUGCGGAUUUACCUUUAAAAAAAGAUUUGUAAUGCAUGGUUGCAAUUACUACGAGUAGGAUACUGUUGCGCAGGAUAACAGCAGGACGUUGUUGACGGUAGAAGCCGUGGCCAGGACGUGCAAGAAGAUUCUGCGCGACAGGAUAAAACUCGCGCCGGUGCAGAUCAAUGGAACAAAUCUCCGCGACGACAACUUUGUUGCCCCCUACUACGACGUGAUCCUCCAGCUUUAUCCUGUGCAAAAACAUCCCCACACCAGAGUCAAGAUGGGAGAGCUGCUAGACAAAUCAACCAGCUUUGGUCGUUUCGCAUGACAAAUUUGGCCCCGUAGUGUAAUCCUGUUUAGCUAGCUCCAGCAGCAUAACAGAUCUAGCAUAUCACGCUGAUUUGAGCAUCACAAACUCCAAAACACAAUGGGGAAAUGCUUCAUGGAGCUCCGCAUGAGAAACAUUCUUGGCAUGCAGAUUUGCAUGACAACUCUGGGGUGGGGAUGUUUUUACUCAGAAUAAGCUUUUCCAAGACACCAUCGGCGAGUCUAUCAAAUGUAAAAAUGUCUGGGUCUGGAAGGGUUGGAACUUGUGAUGCGAACUCUGGAACACACAAAAAUUUGUGUUGCAUGAGCGCCAAAAGCUGUCCAUUUCUUGGCACGCAAGUAGGAAGUUUCUCAUGCGGGACAGGCAUCAUGAGGCGUGCUCAAAACCUGUGAUGCUUUUGCCUGCAUCAGACGCCACUUGUGUGAUCCGAAAUAUGCAUGACAAAUCUCAGAAUUUUCCAGACCCAGACAUUUUUACAUUUGAUAGAGUCGCAGAGAACGCAGCGUUUCUGGGUGGAGAUGCUCGUGCGCGAAGUUUUGGAAAAAUUUCCCGGAAUCCCGAAGCAACUUUUGAAGCCGGACGGGCUUCCCCAAGACCUCCUGUUGCACGCCCUGCAGUACCAUUUUGGCGUCGGCGCGAUUUUGCGGAUUGUUCCAGAGCGGAAACUAUCAACUGCAAAAAUGUCUGGGUCUGGAAGGCCACAACUUGUAAUGCUGUCUGUGGAUUCUAAAAAAAUUUGUAUUGCAUGACCAGCAAGAGGGGUCGGGUUUGUCCCACGCGGAGAGGGCAUUUCUCAUGCGGUAGAGGUAUCACAAAGCUGCCCUCUAAAGAUCUGUGAUGCUACGGCAUGUGUUACAGACAUAAAGGCUCAUGGAAAAUAUGCAUGACAAAUCUAGAAAUCUUCUAGACCCAGACAUUUUUGCAUUUGAUAAAAACAUUAUCAAGACGAUUUUAUUUCACCGGAAGACUUGGACAUCGUGGAGGACGUAGUGCCGUUCGAAGCAAUAUAUCAAAGUGAAAAAUCCCCCCACCCCAUACUCAAACUAGAAAUUUGUGAUGCAGAUUUGUGGUCACAAAUCAGCUUUGUCAUGCUAGAAGGGAAAAGAUGCGGACUGUAGUGCUGGUUGGCGCGAGAAAGCCUUGCAUCUUCAACAUGACAGGGGGCAGCUGGAAGGGAGAAACAGCAUGACAAAUUGCCUGCCGCUAUAGAGGCCACCGCUGCGUCUCUUGGCCUUCUAGCAUUACAAGUCGAUUUGUGUACUGAAAUACAGCAUCACAAAUUUCGUUUUCGAUAUGGGGAGGGGGAAUUUUUCCUUUUGAUACAAUAACCGCGGCCAGCUCCAGUCUCCGCUACCGCCGCGUCGCGACCGCGGGUUCCGUAUAUUGAGAGCAAAAAUCCCCCCUCCCCAUAUCGAAGAGUCAUGUUUUCGAAAAUUUGUGUUGCUGAUUUGAGACCACAAAUCACGCCUGCCUUGCAAGAAGGCAACUCCACAAGCUCCGCAGCAUCGUGCAGGCGGUUUGUGAUGCUGAUGGGCCUACAAUGCAGACGUUUCCCAUGCUAGACGCCUAGGCCAAAACCUCUCUACUUAGGCUUAGUAUGGGCCUGCACUCCUCUCCAGCACGACAAGGCUGAUUUGUGUACGCAAAUCCUGCAUCAGAAACUUCGUUUUGAUAUGGGGAGGGGGAAUUUUUCCUUUUGAUACCGUAACGGCGAACUUGGCCGCUACAGAGGUGCUGAAAAACUACAGAAAUCUGCUCGCGGAGCAGAUAAAGGAGGCAGCGGCAUCGCUCGGAGGGGGGAGCGGUACAGCCGAGCAGCCGCCGGAGAGUUCCACUGCGAAGAGUGCCGCCGCGCUCUUCUCCGCGCUGCUCGAUGUGAGGAGGCUGGAUUAUCCUGUGCGAAAGGAUCGGACUCGUAGAUGAUAAUUGCAGUCAUGCAAGACAAAUUGCUUUUCCGAGGUGAAGCACCAUGAUGAAUUUUAUUUCUCAUGCUGAGAAAAUUUGUCAUGCAGUUUUCGCUUGGCAGUGCGAUACUACUUUUGCAAAAAUUCAUAUCGUUUUUCUACCUGCGGUGGAGGAAAUUGAUUUGGACACGACGCUAUCCUGUGCAAAAAUACGUAUGCCGUGCUAGUAUUGCGCGUUGUACUACUUAAAUGAAUAUUGCAGAUACGCAUGACAAAUCUGCUUCCCAAGGUGAUGCAGCAUGACAAACUUGACUUUAACUUUUCAAGCUGAGCAGCAUAAAGUAAACUUGUAAUGCAAUACGAACUAACACAACACUUUUGCCAUGCAUGAACGACAGCGAGCACAUCUUCCGCCUUCAGUGCCCUACACGCUGCCACGUCCACAAGCAUCUUCGAGCGGAGUUUUUUCGUUUUGAACCUGGAACUGUCACUGGCGGAAGCGAAACGCGAUGUUGUUGCCGCCCGGAUUUGGCGGUUGAAGCUGGGGCAGCUGGCGUUUUUGGCGCAAAACUACGAGUUUGGGUAUCAAAUCGCCGUGAAAGGACUGUUGGCGAAGAUGCGGGAACGACACGAGGAGCAAGUUGCCGGAAGAGUCCUCGCGAUUGCCUGCGCGGUCGGCUUAUCAAUUGCAGAUAUAUGUUUGGGUCUGGCUCUGGUGGAAAGAUGCGUACAAUUUGUCACGGUGGUCCUUGCAUGCAAGAGGCAUCCCUUGUACGGCAGAACGGCAUGACAACUGCUCCUCGGUUCCUUGCAUAGUUCUACGUGUGUUUAAAGCAUGACAAAGUAUGGCUUCCAGCACGACAAAAAAACUGCCUCUAAUCGCAUUCAUGCAUUACAGAGCUCGCUGUCCCUCAGAUUUUGCAUGACAAAUCCAGACCCAGACCACAUACUUGCUAUGCAUACGGGCUGCAGAGAGUUCAGACCGCGCGGGAACACUACGAGCAGGGAAAGAUAGCCGCGGCGGCGGCGAGAGCAGGAAUAGCGGCUGGGCAAGCGAAAAGGAUGACAAGUAUCAGAAAGAGCCGCACUACUCCUGUCCCCGACCUCAUCACCAACGCCUGCUUCGAAAUUCAGGCGAGCCGGGCGUUCCUCCUGGUAUUUUCGCAGACCAGCGGUGGUGGCACCGAAGACCCUCCUGCUGGUGACGGAUCAUCGUCAUUGCAGUCGGGAAGUACUAUCAUGUCGACGGGCUCACUCGCGGCACAAGCACACGUGGAUUUUUUGACCGACAAGGUUCUAAGCACCGCGCCAGCUUUCUUUUCACCAAAAGCGAGAAGACCAUUGUCACCAAAAAUGAUUUCGGGUUCAUCUACCAGUCGCUCCACGUCCGCAGCGAGUUCUUCCAGGAGGGAAAAUUCAAACGCGUUACCAGUUGCGGUCGUCCGAGCGAGAAUUGCGUUUGGGUGGCUACUGCGAAAGCUCGUGACAUCCUCGUCGCCAAGCGCUGCUGAUACGGAAAAAAACGAGUCCUAUCAGCGCCAACCGCUAAGGAUGGUAGUACCCGAAAAAGAAUGGUUCAAAGUGAAAAAUUUUCUGCAGGAAGCUUUGGACCUCUGCGGCCCAUCAGCAUUCUCCGCUACUUUCACAUCCUCCCAUACGGCGGUAUCACAAAACCAGCAAGGCGGUGCGGCCAGUUCUGCGGGCUCCUUUGGCCGCUCCGGAGAUGACCUCAUCCGGGCACGGUUGCUUUUCCAACUGGCGACGCUGGCGUUGCUGCAGUGCGAACGAGCAAAGCUGGAGCUGCCGAACACCGCAAUACCGUUGGCAGAAACGUGUCUGGCGACGAGAGUCGCGAAAUCUAGUUCCCACGCGGCGACCGCACGGUCCGACCCGGUGGUGGUGCAGGCGAGCCUGCUUAUGAAAUGCAAAUAUGUCUGGGUCUGGAAGAGUCUUGCUGUUUUUGCAUGACGCAGAAGGUCUGGCAUGGAAGCUCUAGCGUCACAGGUUUCGAGAACCUUCCGCAAUGCCGAAUCGGCAUGACAGUCCUCUAUUUUGCUGACAAAAAGUAGGAGCUUUUACUACGUAUGCAUGAGAGACUUUUCUGUGUUCUGAAAUACGCAUUACAAGUUGCAUUCUUCCAGACCCAGACACUUUUGCGUUUGAUACUGCUGCUUGCGUUCGCGUUUGAGUAUGACAUACGCAUUGCAAAAGUAUCGUACUAAAGUACAUAAUUGCAUGAGCAAUUUUAUCUCCCAAAUGAAAAAUAAGAUUUGUAAAUGCGGAUGUAAAAACUGCCCGUAUAGAAAAUGGAAAUUUCUCCUGCAUGCCGGUACGAUACUUUUGCAAAGAAUACAGCAAUAUCAACUGUAAAAAUGCCUGGGUCUGGAAGAUUCUGAAACUUGUGAUGCACGUCUUGCAUGAGCCAUGAUGUCUAUGAUGCACGCGCUAGCAUCACAUAUUUUUUGAGGGCAUCUUGAUGCCUAUUCCGCAUGACAAAUGCCCUAUCCUUGUAGCAAAAAUUAUACUCCUUUUAUCUACUCAUGCAAUACAAAUUUUUUUGGAGUCCAAAUGCAGCAUCACCAGUUGCAUUCUUCCAGACCCAGACAUUUUUGCAAUCCAUAAGCAAACAGUGGAAGCAGGCGGUGCAGAUGUACGACGAAAUUCUACUCGCAGCCAGUACCGCUUAUGAUCUGCAAAAGUAUCGUACUCGUAUAAAUGCAUUACAAAUUUCCUCAGCAUGAGAAAUAAAAUUUGUAAUGCAGAUUUGCCUCGGGAACGAGAUUUGUAAUGCAAGACCUGCAUUUAUACGAGUGCGAUGCUUUUCCACAGGAUACCGCUAGGAAAGACGCGAUCUCUACUGACGAAACGGUCGAAUCCUCGAGGCGAACAAGUAGCAGAACAGCGCGACAAAUUCUCGCGGCGACAAAUUCUCAACAAGGCCAGUAUUCCACGCUGUCCCCCGAUUUCCCCGUGUCUACGACCGACUCCGCGGCAUUGCUGGCGCUGGUUGGCUGUUACGACAGCGGAGACAGUUUAAACGCAUUGCAGAAAAUUCCAGAAACGGAGCUGUUCUCUUUCUCACCUACUGUGACUUCGUGGCAAGAACGAAGGCGAAACUCUUCACGGCGACCGGCGUUGGGGUUGCGACUGGCGGGUGUGCGACGCCGGGCACUGUUCUUGUACUUGAGGUUCCUCUUCUCGGACACGGAAAAAAAGCAGCUGAUACGACAGUGAACAACUACUCCCCCUUGUUCCCCUCGUUUGUCAUGCAACCCCCCAAGAAAUCCGAGCGCUUCCCUGUCCCUGUGGGACUGUUUGCAUGACAGAUUCCGGAAGCCCAAGCAGUUGCAGUACCACUUAGACUAGGCGCAUGAAUUUGUCAUGCACAGGCACCGUAUGUGUUGGUGUUUGUAUUGCUGCUUAUGCAAAAAUACAAAUGAGGGGGAGGGGCAGAAGUUGCGCACCCUCAUAGCUGAUGAAGACGGUCGCGAAACUCUACCGCCGGUACAAAAUGAAAAAUCUGGCGAAGACCACUACCCACUGCAAAAGCUGUAGCGAUUCGUGCCAAUCGCAAUUACGCAUGACAAGUUCACUUUGUUAGCUGAAUUUAGGAAGGUAAAUUUCCUUUCUAUUUCUCACAAAAUCACUGCGUACCGGCCUCAAAUUUAUUUGUGAUGCGAUCUAUUCAAGAAUUACCAUUAGCACGGUGCUUUUGCAAUGCAUAUCUAUUGGGCUUUCCCACACUGCCACCUCCCAUUUCGACGUCACCGUGCCCACGUUGGUGCAUUUUCUUGAAUCCUUCCCGAAAAUUCCCGAUUUGACGACCACGGUGGCUGGAUCUUCGAGAGACCAGGAUGGAGAUCCUGCUGAUGCGGAUGACGUUCUACCUGCCGACCAUGCGUCUUCCACCCUGGAAAUCGGGAUUCUAAGACACCCGGUAUUCGAGACCGCGUUCACCGCCGGGCACGGGACGCGAUUUCUCAUGCAAGAAGUCCUACGCUGGCACGAAAACCAAUUUGGGGAAGAGCGGCUGCGACGGGUGGUAUGCGUUGCAAAUUAUAUGUCGGGGUCUGGAAGGAUCAGAAUAGUGCACAUGUGUCAUGCGCCCUGUGCGUCACACGAAAAUUUGUAUUGCACGACUAGCUAAAGCUGUCCAUUUUACUUCUUGGCCAAGCCAAAAUAACGACUCUCAUGCAGCAUAGGCAGUGCAAGGGCCUUGCAGAUCAUCAACCUGUGAUGCUAGGUCCUGCAUUUCAGCCUUUUCCUUCCAUGGAGCAUCGAAAUAAACCUGCAUGACAUACUCCUUCAUUCUUGCAGAACACCUGACAUAAUUGCAUCUGAUAAAUGGAAGCGGAUGACGAUUUCCUUUUGAUUCAUGUGUUGCAGUGGACGUGUCGCAAAGCCUCGGGCCUGGUGCCGGAGAGCGUGGUGGAGAUCCAGUAGGAAAAGUACGUACACGUGUUGCAAAUGCGAUUGGUAUUGCAUACCACGAGACCUGCAGAUGCGACGCAGCUGGACAAACAUUUCCAAAUAAAGGAAGGACGCAAGAAGAAGAACCACUGCGAAAAAAUAAUCACUGCAGAAGCAAUGACAAAACGAAGCGCUAAACAAUAAGAACCUAAAUAUAGAUUCAACAAGAUCGGCAUUUGAUUAAUAUUUGUAGCCGUUUGUCUUUGUCCAAGCACAGAUGUAAAACGAAGAAAUAACUUGUCUGAAGAGCAAUUCAACGAACGUGUAAACACUCCAAGUAGCGAAGAUAUUGGCACCGAAAUGAUAAACUGAAGAAAAUUACGAGAUGAACCGAAAACAAAAUGAAGUGCGUGUGCGUCAUUAUUACCUAGUAACCGUAGCGAAAUCCUUAAUAUGACAAGAGCAGCAAGUAUAAUUUUCUAUAGUUCGGUAGAUUCACAUGAUCCCCGAAGUGAGGGUGGGUGGAAGUUCCAUACGUG
Molecule: messenger RNA, 15217 nt
Organism: Amoebophrya sp. A120
Lineage: Eukaryota; Dinophyceae; Syndiniales; Amoebophryaceae
Source: the annotation of a GenBank genome assembly